CGUCAUCAAUGUGCGCAGCGUGCACCUCAUAGGGACCUCGUAUCUUAGAUUCUGCUCCCUUCGUUCAAAGAGUACAUUUGAUCUAAAUAGGAUGCCUCUUCCUGCGGCACUGCUGGCCCGCUUGGCUAAGAGAGGGAUUGUGAAACCAUCAGAGCAAGGGGCGGAUGAGGAGAUUAUUGCUGAAGAUUAUGAUGACAACAAUGUAGAUUAUGAAGCCACCAGGGUGGAAAGUCUGCCACCAAACUGGUAUAAAGUCUUUGACCCUGCUUGUGGUCUUCCUUAUUACUGGAACGUGGAGACAGAUUUGGUAGCGUGGCUAUCACCAAAUGACCCAUCUGCUUUAAUAACAAAACCUGCAAAAAAACAAAAAGCUGAGGGAGAUGACAGAGGCGAACGUCCAAUUGAGAAGUCUGAUCGAGAGCGGGACCGAGACAGAGAGCGGUACAGAGACAGAGAGCGGGAAAGGGACCGAGAUCGGGAAAGGGACGAUAGGAGGGACAGAGACAGAAGAAAGCAGAGGAGAGAAGACAUAGCCCCUUAUAAUAAGGGCAAAAGAAAUAAAGGUAGAAAAGAAGAUGAACUAGACCCCAUGGAUCCAAGUGCAUAUUCUGAUGCUCCAAAGGGCUUAUGGUCAAGUGGUCUUCCCAAACGUAAUGAAGCAAAGACAGGAGCCGAUACCACAGCGGCUGGGCCUUUGUUCCAGCAGCGACCAUACCCUAGUCCAGGAGCUGUAUUGCGGGCUAACGCAGCUAACCAUCCUCCGAAGGAGUAACAUCAAUUCCUGGCUAUAAAGUUCUAAUUUCCAUCACAUUUGUCUGAGGCUUGCAAAAUAAUUAGCUAAACGUUCAAUCACCAAAGCUAGUUGGUUUGACCUUGCAAUACAUUGCUUCUUAAGGAGAGGGAGUUGCUAGUCAUUGUACUAACUGUACUAAGCUUCAAGGUGUAACCUAUGUGUAAAAUGAUUGUUUUAGUUACAACAAAUGUAAAUACGUUUUUAUAUUAUGUAAAGGAGGGAAUACUUUGUCACGAUAGCCACCUCGAGGCAUGGUUUGCUAAUAAAUGUGAAGAAACUUUGUAAA
Messenger RNA from Nerophis lumbriciformis (worm pipefish), 1079 nucleotides. It is a transcript of the gene pqbp1, whose product is annotated as polyglutamine binding protein 1. NCBI's taxonomy places the organism in Eukaryota, Metazoa, Chordata, Actinopteri, Syngnathiformes, Syngnathidae. Gene Ontology annotation, biological process: alternative mRNA splicing, via spliceosome. The record is from RefSeq and is a predicted model, not a curated record. Gene Ontology annotation, cellular component: nuclear body; cytoplasm. Gene Ontology annotation, molecular function: protein binding; ribonucleoprotein complex binding.